CUGGGGGCGCGCGGCCGCUCCCUCACGGCACUGCCCCGGCACCGGGCCCGGCUCCUGGCUGUCCACGGCUCUGCCCCACGGCCCUGCCCGCGCCCCGGCCGAGUUCCCGGAGGGAGCCGGCUGCGCCCCCGGGCCUCGCCGGUGACGGUGGCGGUGGCCGUGAGGUGAGGCGUCACUGUGCGCGCGCUCGCCCCAGAGCAGCCCCCGGGCCCAGCCGCCCCUCAGGCCAAAGGACACCCCCCACCCGGCCUUGGUGUGCAGGGAAGGCCGGGAGGAGCGGCCGCGUGCCGGUCCGGCGGGGCUCUGUGGAGCGCAGGUCCUGUGAGGAGCUGGGUGUUCAGCCUGGAGAAGAGGAGGCUCAGGGAUGGCCUUACCACUCUCUACAUCUCCCUGACAGGAGGGUGUAGCCAGUGCUCCCCUUGUGGCAGUAUCCCCUAAACGGGGCCUUGGAGCGGAAAGCUGCCUGGGUAAACACUGUAUCGGAGAGACUGCUUAUGCUUAACAUAAAGACCAGAAGAGCUGCAAAACAGUGCCAUUGUCACGUUUCCCCGAGGAGAACCCACUGACUGUGGUCAGCUGGUGCUCAGCCACAGUGGCUGGUGUUGGCACCAGGUGUCCUGGGAGCCUCAGCACUGACUGGAUCAGCAGGUGGCAACAAGGAACACGUGUGGAAACCAGAAACUGCACAACAAUGAGGUGCCUCAGCCAUCCACUGCUCAGGAGGUUGUUGAGCCUCUCACCUCAGCACGUGCCAGGGCGAUGGAGUCCAAGCGAAGCUGGUGUCCUCAGUCCAAACCAGUUGUCUCUGAGGCAGAGCUGCAGUGCAGGACCUGGGCUCCUGACUGCCACUGAUAUGGUCAACUACUGGCAGAAGGUGUUUGAGAUAAAUGGGAUCCCCGAAGCACGAGAAUCCAGUCAAUACAUUGUGUCAUUUGUUCUGGGAGCAAAAACAUUUCAGAGCCUGAAUUCCAAAAGCCUCCACAGUCCACUUACAGCAAUGCAGCAGGAGCAAAUCCAGCAGCUGAGCAACAGGCGACUGGAAAGGAUGCCAGUGCAGUAUGUGCUUGGUGAGUGGGACUUCCAGGACCUGACCCUGAAGAUGAGACCCCCAGUAUUCAUUCCACGGCCUGAAACAGAGGACCUCGUCUCUUUAGUUGUGGAGGAAGAAUCUCAGAAAUGUGCGAGUUCAGGGCCCUGCUUCCCAGUUCCUGUUCCUCAUCCUGUGAUCCUGGAGGUGGGCUGUGGCUCUGGAGCAAUUGCUCUGAGUCUGCUGUGCAAACUGCCACAGAGCCAGGUCAUAGCCAUGGAUAAAGAGGAGGCUGCUGUGGAUCUCACCAGGGAGAAUGCACACAGGCUGCAGCUCCAGGAGAGGAUUCACAUCAUCCACCAAGAUGUUUCACACAGUUCUGCCAAACAGCUGCUGCUCUGGGGCCCCAUAGAUGUCAUAGUCAGUAACCCCCCAUAUGUUUUCCAUGAGGACAUGGCUUCCUUGGAUGCAGAAAUCCUCUGCUAUGAGGACCUUGAUGCUUUGGAUGGGGGAGAUGAUGGGAUGAGAGUCAUCAAAACAAUUCUGGCUUUGGCUCCUUCUCUUCUGAAGGAUUCUGGGAGUGUGUUUCUGGAAGUUGAUCCCAGACACCCAGAUAUGGUGGAGCACUGGCUACAGGCACACCCAAACUUACCACUCACCCUCCGUGCCAUUCACAAGGACUUCUGUGGCAAGCCUAGGUUUCUACACAUCCAGAAACAAAGCAGAUGACAACUGGAGCAGACAUAACUCUCCUUGCAGGAUGCUUUGUGCUCUUGAGCCUGGCUGAACAGCUUGUGGAAAACUCCUUUUGCUGAGUGAAAGGAAUCUCCACUUCAUUCCCCUUUGCUGGACUCUCCAUGCAGUGACAGACCCCUUCAUUUCCCGACACAGACUUCACCCAGAGAUGCAGAGGUUCAGCUGAGCAUGUGGAAGUGUUUCAGUGUUUCACCUUCCUCAGGGAGCUGCAGGAAACUUUUUAGUGUGCUCUGCUAAAGCGGCUCAUUAAUCUCAGGACCCAAGAUGGAGUUCACAGCUCCAGAUAUUUCAUUAAAAAUACAACUUCUCAACGUGCCAGAUCACUCAUUUGACCUAGAAAGGAUUCCAUUAUUUUUUGGCCUUGAGAUUCAUUUAUAUAGAAUGUGACCAGAUUGGAUGAUAGGUCCAAAGUCUGGCUUAUAUUGGCACAUGGAUUUGCAGGUAUAACAGGACAGGACUGACCUGCACAUUUCAAAUUCGGUUCUGUUCCAGGAUCCUGAUGCUCCAACAGUAAAUCAGCCUUUGUUUCCCACUCCUGCUGAGUGACAUGCCAUUGAAGGAUCAGUGCACAUGUUACAAUACCUGAUCUACAGCCCUUGACACUUGGUGGAUGCUGCCAGAAUCAGUCAGAACACUGUAAUAAAGAUAGUGCUUCAGAUCAGUGUCUUUACAGGAAUUGCUCUGCAAUUCUUCAGACCUGACAAAACACCUGGCACCCACACAUUGCUCUGAUAGUAAUACCAGUGCCCAACUUCCAUGCCAGGCAUUUACUAGCAAGACUUUACACAGAAGGCCAGAGUUGCUACUGCUGUUUUGCAGAUGGAGAAGUUGGAAAACAAGAGGUGAAAUGACUUGUACAAAAUUUGACAGCAAGCUAAGUUUGGAGUAGGACUCAGUCUCUUGACAGUGUGGGAAUAGCUGAGGUCUGUCUCUUUGGGAAGGAUGACUCAGAGCAGGGCUGUCUGAAACAGCACUGAGAGAAGUCCCUGAAAUGGACAGUCAACAUCAUGACAUUAUAAAUAAUGGCAGGAUUAAAUUCAAGCUGCUGCUUGCUGUUGCUGCUGUUUCCAGUGUUGCAAGUUCCUUUCCUGACCAUAGCUAGUGAGAGAAGGAAGGAAAGCCAGCAAAGGAAAGGAUCUGGUGUCCAAAUGGAAGCAGUUGCUGGGCCAGUGGAGGUGAGCAUGGAGGUGAGCACUCAGGAGGGGUGGAAGUGUCCAGACAGUGAGCCUGCAGUCUGUGUGUGCCAGGGAUGUGCUGUCAGGCCCUGUCCAGGCUGGACUGGGACUGCACUGCCAGAAACAUUAGGCAGGAGGUGCAUCAGCAAACUGAGUCUGUUGGGAAGGCUACAGCAGAUUCAGAGGCAUUUCAUGAGCACUAAUACAUCUCCCUUUCCCCUCUACCUCUCCCACUCUCCCUGCUCUUCCAUUCCCCCUUACCUGCUGAACACUGGCCCUGCUUCCCCAGAGAGCCCCGAGCUCUCGCUGAUGUCCCAGCGCUCGGGUCUCCAGCUGGAUCCUUCCCACCUCUGGGCUCUUACAGCCCUGUGCACACACUGCCCUUUCCCCCAUUGUACCUCUGACACUGCAUUUAUCCACCCCAGGAGAUAGCCAUGUCCUGGACACUCUUUAUUUGAAACUGUGAGUCUUCUCUGGUCUGUAGUACCUGCCCUGGUCAAACACAGUAAAGGAAAUCUGGGGGAGGAGAGAACUAAAAAAGAUCAGAUAAAGUGCACUUGAGCCUAGGUUUGGAAAUAAAGCCUCAGCACAGCUGAUUUCUGUUUUGCUAGAGUUUUGCCAGAGCCAUGAGUACAAAUUUUAGUCAAAGAGGUGUUGUUUUGUUUGGUUGUGGAUUUGUUUUUAAUAGUAAUCCAUGGAUAUUUUUAAAAUUCAUUUACUCAGACUCUGUUUAGAAAUUAAAUUUAAAGAAAUGGUUCAGAUUU
This is a messenger RNA of Pseudopipra pipra, 3722 nucleotides long. It is a transcript of the gene HEMK1, whose product is annotated as HemK methyltransferase family member 1. Gene Ontology annotation, molecular function: N-methyltransferase activity; protein methyltransferase activity; DNA binding. The record is from RefSeq and is a predicted model, not a curated record. Lineage: Eukaryota; Metazoa; Chordata; Aves; Passeriformes; Pipridae. The transcript is spliced from 12 exons. Gene Ontology annotation, cellular component: mitochondrion. Gene Ontology annotation, biological process: protein methylation. Bases 692 to 1756 code for a protein of 354 amino acids.